UCGAAGUUGGACGAGGUCAACGACAUCAUAUCACGUUUUGUCCGCCGUUUUCUUUGCAGUUCCAAACUAGAUAGUCGCAUACAAUAUAACACAAUCAUAAGUACGCUUACAGCUAAAAGAGAAGGAUUUCCAAUCAUGAAACAGUUACAAAAAAUUACUGUACUUUGGAUUUGUUUAAUAGUUCAAGCAGUAAGAAUACAAGGGUGCAGAAACGGAUGGAUACAAUUUGAAAACUCCUGCUACUUUUUGUCAAAAGACGCGGAGACCUGGGCUGAGGCAUCGAUAAUUUGUGUCGAUCUGCACAGUCGUUUGGCCACUGUGGAGUCAGCUGCUGAGAAUAACUUCUUGAAGGCAGAAGCACAUCGUUUGAAUGCUGUGGGAUACUGGUUAGAUGGCACAGACUUUGAGGUAGAAAAUGUAUGGCGUUGGGCAGCAAGUGGUAACACAAUCACCUAUACCAACUGGGGAGGUCAUGACCCAAACGAGGCAACGCAUGCAAACUGCCUAGCUCUUUGGAGAGACUUUGGAUAUCAAUGGGCUGAUGAAGCAUGUCGACAUGUCUGGAACUUCAUUUGCGAAACGAGUGCCACCGUGGACGGCCAGGAAGUAAUUGGAUAGAGAUAUUGCUAUUACCGGGAUAUUUCAGCUGUUCAAAACAAUUUUUUUUUAUAUUUCAACGAUUGUGAAAAAUACGUUUUGUAUUUAAUGAGACGAAACUAAAAACAGCAGAUACAAAUUUAAGAGGAUUAUAUUUUUUUAUAAAUUAAAGAGUAAUAUCAAGAGGCGGCAGGGCAUCCAAAUUAUUAUUAUUUUAAUCCGAGUUGCAGAAAAGCUAGGGUUUUAUUUUACCUUUCUCAAUCAGUCAAAGCAAAAUUGAAAAUAUAGUCGUUGAAUACAUGUUAACACAAAGGGAAACACAGAUUGCUAAUAACAAAAUUCAAGAACCAAACUACUUUCAAUUUUCUAAACCCUGGCGGAAAGUGAGGUCUCCCUGUGGGAGGAAACCGGAGAAAACCGACAGGUGACUUUCAUACAUUUGAACGUUAAGUCGAGGAAUCGGAUCCUGGGUGACUUAGUGGAAGGCACGUGCGUUACUCGUAUGAUUUAACCUUCAAUUUACAAAAUAUAUUUUUGUUAUAGUCGUGA
This is a messenger RNA of Pecten maximus, 1146 nucleotides long. Its product is annotated as perlucin-like. The record is from RefSeq and is a predicted model, not a curated record. The transcript is spliced from 5 exons. Lineage: Eukaryota; Metazoa; Mollusca; Bivalvia; Pectinida; Pectinidae. The coding region runs from base 136 to 618 and encodes 160 amino acids.